AUUUAAUGCUUAGGAGUCAGUCGUUUUUAAAACAGAAAUCUUUGCUCUCGUUUUGAUUUCAGUAAUUUCAAGUGAAGUGGUCGCUGUGAUGUGUUUAUUGCUCGGUGCAACUGGAGUAGGAAAAACGCUUUUACUGAAGCGACUACAGAAGCUGUGUCAGAUGGGCGCACAGGCGGAUUUGGGUGAAGCGCCCGUCACGCUGCCCACGGUCGGCACCAACCUCACAGACCUCAUACUCCGGAAGAGGAAGAUAACAGUUCGAGAGUUGGGGGGCUGUAUGGGGCCCAUUUGGCCAAGAUACUACUUAGAUUGCAGAUCUGUUAUAUUUGUGGUGGACUGUGCCAACAUUGUCCAGAUCUCGUCGUCUUGUGUCCAGCUGCUGUCUGUUCUCUCUGCGGAGCCGCUGCAGUCUGCUGCUGUACUCGUACUCUUCAACAAGAGGGAUCUUUCUUGCACCAUGUCUCUUGUGGAGCUGAAGUCGUUGUUCAGGAUGGAUGACGUCAUUAGAAGUGCGCCACAGUCGAUCUCAACACUAGAGAUCAGCGCUCGCUCCGGACAGGGCCUUCAGGAGGUGCUCAGCUGGCUGUUUUCAAACCGCUCUCAUGAUACAGGAUAGACGAGUGCAGAGAACUGCGGGCUAAUAUUAAAUCACAAGUCACAGCAAACAAACAUCAGACAAAUGUGAUGUGAAGAUAUACUUGUGAUGUUCAGUCCUCUCAGUGCUGUGUGAGCUCAGCUCGGUGCCACACCACGUUUGUGCAAACACACUAAUUUGAGAAACAGCUGUGGAAAAAUGUAGAACUGGUGGACUUUUGAUGACUGUCAUGUUGUUCCAAACCCGUAUGACUUCCUGUGCUCGGUUUAAAAGUUUAUUUGGAAGAAUUGUUGGGCGGUUCAUCUCCACACAAUAAAAGCUCCACUCUAAGCUCUCAAAUCUCAUGUGUUCCACUGAAGAAAGUAUUGUUUGGAGUAUUGGAAUAUUGCGUUUCUUCAAGUUAAAGAAUCUAAACUAUUAAGCGGCCGUUCA
Messenger RNA from Sinocyclocheilus rhinocerous, 1027 nucleotides. RefSeq names its product ADP-ribosylation factor-like 16. Gene Ontology annotation, molecular function: GTPase activity; GTP binding. The coding region runs from base 89 to 616 and encodes 175 amino acids. The transcript is spliced from 5 exons. The record is from RefSeq and is a predicted model, not a curated record. NCBI's taxonomy places the organism in Eukaryota, Metazoa, Chordata, Actinopteri, Cypriniformes, Cyprinidae.